This is a messenger RNA of Papaver somniferum (opium poppy), 531 nucleotides long. Its product is annotated as endoglucanase 12-like. Bases 1 to 531 code for a protein of 176 amino acids. Gene Ontology annotation, biological process: carbohydrate metabolic process. The transcript is spliced from 2 exons. The record is from RefSeq and is a predicted model, not a curated record. NCBI's taxonomy places the organism in Eukaryota, Viridiplantae, Streptophyta, Magnoliopsida, Ranunculales, Papaveraceae. Gene Ontology annotation, molecular function: hydrolase activity, hydrolyzing O-glycosyl compounds.
AUGGCCACAACAAAGAGCCAUUUUCUAUUCAUUUUAGUAUGUUUUAUCUCUUCCUUAUUGUUUGUUCAAAGAGUUGCAUCAGUAGAUUAUAAAGAAGCUCUUACUAAAUCCUUAUUGUAUUUUGAGGCUCAAAGAUCUGGAAUCUUACCCCCUAAUCAAAGAGUAACAUGGCGAGACAACUCUGCACUGGAAGACGGCCAAAAAUCACAAGUUGAUCUUGUUGGUGGAUAUUAUGAUGCUGGCGACAAUGUAAAGUUUGGGUUUCCAAUGGCAUUCACAAUAACAAUGCUUUCAUGGAGUGUCGUGGAUUUUGGUAAAUAUAUAUCAGAGCGUGACGAACUCACUUACGCCCUAGAAGUUAUAAAAUGGGUAACGGAUUACUUAAUCAAAGCCAGUCCAUAUGAUGGCAUCUUGUACGGUGAAGUUGGGGAGGGAAAUACUGAUCAUGCUUGUUGGCAAAGGCCAGAAGAUAUGACAACGCCAAGGACAACAUACAGUAUUGAUGCUGCGCAUCCGGGGUGUAGACACUAA